Cuscuta europaea is the source of this 870-nucleotide messenger RNA. NCBI's taxonomy places the organism in Eukaryota, Viridiplantae, Streptophyta, Magnoliopsida, Solanales, Convolvulaceae. The record is from the annotation of a GenBank genome assembly.
CCUCCUUCUCAUCCUCUUCAUUCAUUCACAUCUACUGGGAAAAGUAAUUAUCAACUGACUGACCAAGAUGUGGGCCGAUCUUCUUCUACAGGCUGCUCUUAUUUUGCUCGUCGUCAUCAUGUUUCUCUCUAUGCACAACAUCCCUCAGACCAUCUUCACUAAGCUCCGCACUCGGAGCCAAUCGUGCACUAUCCAAGCGAGGCGCCACUUCGUAUUGGGCGCGCAGCGCCUGGAUCGAGCCAGGUCCGGGAAGGAGUUGUCGUCAUCGAUGAGAAUCUCGCUCGCCAAGUCAGCCGAGGAAGAAACCGAUCGAGCGAUUGGGCUCGACAGGACGCGGCACCUCACUUUCUCAAGGCCAUGGAUCUCGAGGUCCAGGGAUUCAAAACCUCUGCUAUAGGCACGAUGGAUGUCGCCCUGUCUCCGCUGGCGGCGAAAUCGCUCAGUGAAUCCGAGAGGGCGGAAGCGCUGCACAAGCGGGCGACGCUGAGGAUCGCGACAAGUCUGGAUGGGGAAUUCAACUCGGCAAUUGCGGACCUGGUCGACUCGGUCUGGUUGAAAGGGGAUGACGUCAAGGCCAGGUGUCUGUUGGGAGAGUGCUAUGAAAAGAAAGAGUUGAAAGUGGAGGCCCAAAAGUGUUACGAGGACGCUCUGAAAGUCCAGCCCGAUUAUUCCCCUGCCCUGGUUGCCCUUUCCCGUUUGGCUGCUUAAUUUCAAUCAAAGGAUGUCCAUUCCAAUCAUUAUCAUCUCCUCUUUUCUUCUCCCAUUUUCAGAGUGUAACUUAUGUAGUAGCGCUGAAUUUCACCACUCUGGACGGAAUUUCACCUUUGUAGCAAUAAUAAUGCUUCUGCUAUGUGAGAAUCAAUAACUGAA